Molecule: messenger RNA, 1725 nt
Organism: Camponotus floridanus (Florida carpenter ant)
Lineage: Eukaryota; Metazoa; Arthropoda; Insecta; Hymenoptera; Formicidae
Product: G2/mitotic-specific cyclin-B
Exons: 6
Coding region: 171-1445 (424 amino acids)
Biological process (GO): regulation of cyclin-dependent protein serine/threonine kinase activity; mitotic cell cycle phase transition
Cellular component (GO): cyclin-dependent protein kinase holoenzyme complex; nucleus; cytoplasm
Molecular function (GO): cyclin-dependent protein serine/threonine kinase regulator activity
Source: RefSeq, a predicted model, not a curated record
AUUUACCCCUCUGACCUCCCCGAAGCGCCUACGAGCAAACAAAUUCAAAUCGAAGGAAGACGUUAUAAGAGCCUCCGAAUUUUGUGACCUGUGUUGCUUACUUCUCGAAGGAAACGACGGUAUAUUAUAUUAGCGUCGCGAAAAUAGCGAUUUCCUUUACGUAAUUGACGAUGGCGACGAGAAAUCGAACCGCAGUUACGAUAAACCAUCAAACAAAUCAGGAAAAUAUUAAAAAUAUAAAACCUUCAGUUGUACCAGUGAAUUUAAAAAGAGCAGCACUAGGUGAAAUAAGUAACAAAGUUAAUACAUUGAGAGGUGCACAGCCCAUAGAUAGGACUAGCUUAUUGCAAAAGAAAAAGAUUGUAAUACCAAAGCGACAAGCUGUGAAACCAAAAGUGUCUGAGAAGCCAGUGCAAAUUGUACAGCCAGUUAUAUCUGACAUCGCUAAAAUAGAUAAUGGCUCUAAUACAGCUGCCAUAUCAACAACUCCCCUUAGUCAAAAGCGAAGAGGGAGAAAGUCAUUUUCAACAGACCUAUUAAAAUUUGAAGAUAUUGACGAAGAAGAUAAAGGAAAUCCUGUUUUAGUUUCCAUCUAUACCAACGAUAUACAUGAAUAUUUAAGGACAUUAGAAAGACAAACUCCUAUUACAAAAGGAUUUCUAUCGGGUCAAGAAGUCACGCCCAAAAUGAGGAGUGUACUUGUAGAUUGGUUAAUCGAAGUACAUCAACAAUUUCGAUUAAUGCAAGAGACAUUAUAUCUCACGGUCGCAAUUAUCGAUCGUUUUCUACAGGCUUUCAGAACCAUAGACAGAAAGAAAUUACAGCUGGUAGGUGUGGCAGCUAUGUUUAUCGCUAGCAAAUAUGAAGAAAUGUAUUCGCCGGAUAUAAGUGACUUUGUAUACAUCACAGACCAGGCAUAUACUAAAUUAGAUAUAUUGGAAAUGGAAUUGGUUAUAGUGAAAACCCUAGAUUACUCGUUUGGUCGCCCAUUACCACUGCAUUUUCUUCGAAGAUACAGCAAAGCUGGGAAGGCACUUCCUAUACAUCAUACAAUGGCUAAAUACUUUCUUGAACAAAGCUUAGUCCAUUAUGAAAUGUGCCAUUAUCCACCUAGUCUCAUUGCUGCAGCAGCAAUCUAUCUAGCAUUUUUAAUUAUUGGUAAUGAUGAGGAAGACGAAGAUAAACAUAUCUGGACAGAUACUCUAGUAUAUUACAGCACCUAUUCUAAGGACGAUGUGUUACCUGCAGUGAGUGAUAUAGCUGCCAUAAUAAUUAAAGCAGAAACAAACAAACAUCAAGCUGUAAGAAAGAAGUACGUCCAUGUAAAGCAUAUGAAAAUUAGUGUUCGACCGGAGCUUAAGUCGCCAAUUAUGCUUGCCAUUGCAGCAAGAAUUUAUGAAAGAGAAGAGUGCCAGGCAGAAAAAGAGAAAAAAAGAGAAAGUUAAACUGCGUCCUUCAAAAGCUAAAAUAAAGAACUUUAUCACAAAGUGAUGAAUAUUGUAUGAAUUAAAUAUUUGACACAAAUUUCUUAUUGAGUCUAUUCUCGUUCAGUUGAAGCAUAUUAACGAAAAACAGGACGUAUUUAGAGAUUUAUAUAUACAAAAGUUUGUUAAGAUUAGCAUGAAAAUUUAGUCAGGUAUCACUGAUGGAUUUUAUUUUGGACUGAGAUAGUUAAACUAGGUAAGCAGAAAUCAUACAAUGAAUCUUUUUAUAAUGAAAUAUUAA